ACCUGCCCUGCUGCCGGGUCUGUCUGUCCGGUCCCCUCUGCCCGCCGACCAAGUCCUCGCUUCCCCAUCUCAACUCCUCCUUCGCACACUGUAGCACAUUACCACUCAUCUCCCGCCGCGCUAUUCUCUCCCUCCCUCUCCAACGCCCCCAAAACGUCGCUAAACCCUCUUUACUUCAAGUCACUUCUAUCCGUCUCUGGCGUCGCUGCUUGCCUCUUCUCUUGUCGCUCUCACACAGUUGCACUCAUCUACACGGGCUACCAUUGCGCAAAGCUAUUCGCGACGGCGAAUAACAUCUCGUGUCGUCCACGACUGUAA
Messenger RNA from Colletotrichum orchidophilum, 318 nucleotides. RefSeq lists its product as uncharacterized. Lineage: Eukaryota; Fungi; Ascomycota; Sordariomycetes; Glomerellales; Glomerellaceae. The annotation marks the transcript as partial. The record is from RefSeq and is a predicted model, not a curated record. The transcript has a single exon.